AUGGCCACGCUGCCCCGCAGGAUCAUCAAAGAAACCCAGUGUUUGCUGGCAGAACCAGUUCCUGGCAUUAAAGCAGAACUAGAUGAGAGCAAUGCCUGUUAUUUUCAUGUUGUCGUUGCUGGCCCCCAGGAUUCCCCCCUUGAGGGAGGGACUUUGAAACUUGAACUCUUCCUUCCAGAAGAAUACCCAAUGGCAGCACCUAAACCCAAAAUUUAUCAUCCUAAUGUAGACAAGUUGAGAAGAAUAUGUUUAGAUAUUUUGAAAUAUAAGAGGUCCCCAGCAUUGCAGAUCCACACAGUUCUGCUAUCAAUCCAGGCUUUGUUGAGUGCUCCUAAUCCAGAAGAUCCAUUAGCGAAUGAUGUAGCUGAGCAGUGGAAGAUCAACAAAGCCCAAGCCAUAAAGACAGCAAGAGCGUGGAAUAGGCUAUAUGCCACGAACAAUAUUUAAGUCGAUCAGAUCAUCAAGUGUACACUACUUCUCCUGUUCUGCCAAAACUUUUUCCUUUUUUUUUUGUUUGCAUUUAAUGGACACAGUCUUAGAAACAUUACAGAAUAAAAGCCCAGGCAUCUUCAUCUUUGGUGAUUACACACACAUUAG
This is a messenger RNA of Mastomys coucha (southern multimammate mouse), 597 nucleotides long. Its product is annotated as ubiquitin-conjugating enzyme E2 N-like. Lineage: Eukaryota; Metazoa; Chordata; Mammalia; Rodentia; Muridae. The record is from RefSeq and is a predicted model, not a curated record. The coding region runs from base 1 to 447 and encodes 148 amino acids. The transcript is spliced from 2 exons.